Etheostoma spectabile (orangethroat darter) is the source of this 2495-nucleotide messenger RNA. It is a transcript of the gene igfbp3, whose product is annotated as insulin-like growth factor binding protein 3. The coding region runs from base 369 to 1229 and encodes 286 amino acids. Gene Ontology annotation, cellular component: extracellular region. The record is from RefSeq and is a predicted model, not a curated record. The transcript is spliced from 4 exons. Gene Ontology annotation, molecular function: fibronectin binding; insulin-like growth factor II binding; insulin-like growth factor I binding. Gene Ontology annotation, biological process: regulation of insulin-like growth factor receptor signaling pathway. NCBI's taxonomy places the organism in Eukaryota, Metazoa, Chordata, Actinopteri, Perciformes, Percidae.
UGACAAGAGGCCACAUUUCCAGAUGAAACAACAAACACCUUUGCUUUUUCUUUGUCAGAAUAGGCUGGGCAUGAAAGAUAAUCAAUCAGGAGUACAUUAUAAUAAAGGAUUAAAAGGGUUGAACGUAUGAGCAGCUCUCUCUUCAGACUGGAUGUUGCGGUCCCUCAUAUCGGGGCUCUCCGUUUACAUUAUUCAUACGGAGGAGGGUGUGACUUGUUGGCUCUUUUUCCGCCUGUAUAAAACGAGAACUUUGCGUAAAAGAAAAUACAGAUGGAGAAGGCUAGCCGGCUCGCUGUGUCACAGAGAGUCCCCUUAAGCUUACGUGACAACUCACAUUCUGUCCCUUUGUGACCAGCUUAAUCGGCAGAAUGUCCGGUCUCUGCGUGCUUUGUCUCGCCGCCGCGCUGGCUGCGUUCACCCGGCUCGCCGGCACCGUUGGGCCGGUGGUCCGAUGCGAGCCGUGCGAGGCUGGGGCGCUCCUGCAGUGUAAGCCACUGCCGAAGGACUGCGUGGAGCGAGUGAGGGAGCCCGGCUGCGGCUGCUGCAUGACGUGCGCCCUCGGUGAGGGACUGGCGUGUGGAGUGUACACGGCGCGCUGUGGCUCCGGCUUGACCUGCCAGCACCGGCCGGGGGAAAGCCGACCCCUGCAAGCUCUGUUGGAGGGACGGGGAGUGUGCUCCAGCGCCGCGGCCAAAAAACUCAACAGCCUUCUCAUACCGGUGCAAAAACAAGAUAACGCUGGAAAUCUUAUAGAAGAAGACUGUGCCAACGUGACCGCGACGAUGACAGUGUUGCCUGGACUGGCGACCGUGAAGGGUGGGCACAGUCGGGGGUCGAUGGACACCAGACCUCCGCUGCACAACAAGUUGAUCCAGAAAGAUCAGAACAGGAAGACUCAGGGCUACAAGGUGGAAUCGGUGUCAGGAGGAGCCAAUAUGGACAUGCACAACUUCUCCCUGGAGAACAAGAGGGAGACCGAGUAUGGGCCGUGUCGGCGGGAGAUGGAGAGCAUCCUGAGCGGUCUUAAAAUCAGCAACGUGCUCAACCCAAGAGGCUUCCGCAUACCCAACUGUGACAGAAAGGGCUUCUACAAGAAAAAACAGUGCCGUCCAUCCAAAGGCAGGAGGCGGGGCUACUGCUGGUGUGUGGACAAAUACGGGUGGCCUCUGCCCGGCUACAACGGAAAGGAGCAGGCCGAGAAGAAGUGCUACAACCUGGAGAGCAAAUGAUGGAUGCAAGUGGACGGUGGGGGGAGGGAGACAGAGAGAGAAAGAGCCAAUUUUGUUCGUGCAUGUAGUUUUAUGUAAACAUUUGGAAGGGCUCUGGACCUUUGAUUUCGGGUCCCAUUUCUGUCGGCGAGUUAGGGGAGAAGAAGUAUGGGGGGAGGGGUAGAGCACCGCCUGGGCAACUGGCCAAGACUCCUGUCCAUCACAGCUAUCUGUCCUGUGCUUAGAAAACCUUUAACCUUUCUUAAAAAGAAAACAACAAUUAAGCUGAGAGAAAAGGGGAAGAAAGCGAGAAUCCUACCAUCUGCACUAUUCUUUUAGAGAGAGAGGAAGGACGGACUUUUCCACUCACUUUAAAGAGGACAUGUUUGUGACUGUGACCCCAAAAAAAUGCACCGCCACCGUUUCUAUUGUGUGUGUGUCGGUCUGUGAGUGUGUAACCGCAAGUCUGUGUGUGUGUGUCUUUAUGUGUGAGCACCUGCAUAACGUACGUGUGCACAGCUGCAUGUCUGUGCAAGAUGGCGUGUGAGUGUGCGCUUUCCCAAAAGUGUUUAUUUGUGUAAAUAUUGUAUGUUACUAAGCUCAGAGAUGUCAGACUGCCCAUCCCCAGCCCAUGCUCCAGUAAACAAUGCAGAAUUUAAAAAAUAAAAACGUUCUCUGGCACAGAGUCCAAUUUGAAGUGAAGGAUUAAGGGAUGGCAGGGCUUUGGAUCUUAUUCAGCACCAAGGGCCCUCCUUGCUGCCUCUGGCUUGUCCCUUUCACUGCUAUCGGGAAGGGAAUAGAGGCAAACCAUGCAGUUUCAGUGCCUUAAAAACAAACCUACCCAUGCCUCCCCUCCUCUUCACCCUCUGUAGUCCUUGUUUGAAGGAAUACUUCACUAAAAAUCUACCUUUUAGCUUGAAAUUUGACUCUAACAUGUUUAGCAUCUGUGUGGAGGACUGAGGCUGUAGUUAGUUUGGAUUCACAUCAGCUACAAUACAUUGGAAGGGUGAUCCUGCAAAAACAGCAUGCCAGCGUCCAGAGAAACGUCUGAUUCGGGCUAGUACACUACUCCUGGCAGACAGUCUGAGCUAUAAGGCUGCGAGAGUGUGAAGUGGAAGUUGUGUGUUUAGCUUUGUUCUGGAGAAACUCUGUUGGAACAUACUGAAGAAAGAGAUGAACAGCGGAGAAGUGGAUUAAGAUGUAAAAUGUGCCAAACUAUUAGCCUGAUUCCAGACCUCUAUUUUUCAUUGAUGGUUGGGAAUACACCUCUAAUCGAUCUGAAAAAAA